CGAGCGGCCUGGGGAUGCCCGAGAUCAGGGUGACGCCGCUGGGCGCCGGGCAGGACGUGGGCCGCAGCUGCAUCCUGGUGUCCCUGGGCGGCAAGAACGUCAUGCUCGACUGCGGCAUGCACAUGGGCUUCAACGACGACCGCCGCUUCCCCGACUUCUCCUACAUCACCCGCAACGGCCGCCUCACCGACUUCCUGGACUGCGUGAUCAUCAGCCACUUCCACCUGGACCAUUGCGGGGCGCUGCCGUACUUCAGCGAGAUGGUGGGCUACGACGGGCCUAUCUACAUGACACAUCCCACCCAGGCCAUCUGCCCCAUCCUGCUGGAGGACUACCGCAAGAUCGCCGUGGACAAGAAGGGCGAGGCCAACUUCUUCACCUCGCAGAUGAUCAAGGACUGCAUGAAGAAGGUGGUGGCUGUCCACCUGCACCAGACGGUCCAGGUGGACGAGGAGCUGGAGAUCAAGGCUUACUAUGCAGGUCAUGUGCUGGGCGCUGCGAUGUUCCAGAUCAAAGUGGGCUCUGAGUCGGUGGUCUACACGGGGGAUUACAACAUGACUCCCGACCGACAUUUGGGAGCUGCCUGGAUUGACAAGUGUCGCCCCAACCUGCUCAUCACAGAGUCCACUUAUGCCACCACCAUCCGUGACUCCAAGCGCUGCCGGGAGCGUGACUUCUUGAAGAAGGUACACGAGACCGUGGAGCGCGGCGGCAAGGUGCUGAUCCCCGUGUUUGCCCUGGGCCGUGCCCAGGAGCUUUGCAUCCUGCUGGAGACCUUCUGGGAGCGCAUGAACCUGCGGGCGCCCAUCUACUUCUCCACGGGCCUCACGGAGAAGGCGAACCACUACUACAAGCUCUUCAUCACCUGGACCAACCAGAAGAUCCGCAAGACCUUCGUGCAGAGAAACAUGUUCGAGUUCAAGCACAUCAAGGCCUUCGACCGGGCGUUUGCCGACAACCCAGGGCCCAUGGUCGUGUUUGCCACCCCGGGGAUGCUGCACGCAGGCCAGUCCCUCCAGAUAUUCCGCAAGUGGGCGGGGAACGAGAAGAACAUGGUCAUCAUGCCUGGCUACUGCGUGCAAGGCACUGUGGGCCACAAGAUCCUCAGCGGGACACGCAAGCUGGACAUGGAGGGGCGACAGUUGGAGGUAAAGAUGCAGGUGGAGUACAUGUCCUUCAGCGCCCACGCCGAUGCCAAGGGCAUCAUGCAGCUGGUGGGCCAGGCAGAGCCCGAAAAUGUGCUGCUGGUGCAUGGCGAAGCCAAGAAGAUGGAGUUCUUAAAGCAGAAGAUCGAGCAGGAGUUCCGUGUGAGCUGCUACAUGCCAGCCAACGGCGAGACGGUCACGCUGCCCACCAGCCCCAGCAUUCCGGUGGGCGUCUCACUGGGGCUGCUUAAGCGGGAGAUGGCGCAGGGGCUGCUCCCUGAUGCCAAGAAGCCCCGACUCCUGCACGGAACUCUCAUCAUGAAAGACAGCAACUUCCGGCUCGUGUCCUCGGAGCAGGCCCUCAAGGAGCUGGGCCUGGUGGAGCACCAGCUGCGGUUCACCUGCCGCGUAUACCUGCACGACUCCCGCAAGGAGCAGGAGACUGCAGCGCGGGUCUAUAGCUACCUUAAGAGUACCCUCAGGGACCGCUGCGUGCAGCACCUGCCCGACGGCUCCGUGACUGUUGAGUCCAUCCUCGUGCAGGCUGCGGCCCACUCGGAAGACCCAAGCACUAAGGUGCUACUGGUCUCUUGGACCUACCAGGAUGAAGAGCUGGGGAGCUACCUCACGUCACUGCUCAAGAAGGGCCUGCCCCAGGCCCCUAGCUGAAGCCCUGCAUCCUGGUUCUGCUUUACUCAGUCAGAGACAAGUGGAGCGGCACUUUUCACCUUUAUUUCUGUUUCUAAGUAAAGUCUGUCCCAUUUCUAGUAAAAACAGGACUGAAGGCUG
Messenger RNA from Suncus etruscus (white-toothed pygmy shrew), 1934 nucleotides. RefSeq names its product integrator complex subunit 11 (gene INTS11). The record is from RefSeq and is a predicted model, not a curated record. Gene Ontology annotation, cellular component: nucleus. Bases 15 to 1814 code for a protein of 599 amino acids. Gene Ontology annotation, biological process: snRNA processing. The transcript is spliced from 17 exons. NCBI's taxonomy places the organism in Eukaryota, Metazoa, Chordata, Mammalia, Eulipotyphla, Soricidae.